Molecule: messenger RNA, 699 nt
Organism: Protomyces lactucae-debilis
Lineage: Eukaryota; Fungi; Ascomycota; Taphrinomycetes; Taphrinales; Protomycetaceae
Exons: 3
Coding region: 142-699 (185 amino acids)
Source: RefSeq, a predicted model, not a curated record
CUUCAUCUCUCUCAGUUAGCUAUAGACUACAGGACGCUUCAUAGUCGCUGGACACGCAAGUGCUCCACUCUAGACGCGUAUCUCUGCAGUAUUUACCUUGAUUCUGUCUCUCAAGUAUGUCUGCCUAGCAAAGUCAGAUCAAUGCUGCCCUGCAUAGAUCAGCGAGGCAAUCCUGUCAGAGGGAAACAACGCGACCAUGCCGAGCCGAGGAAGUCAGUCCGUCAUCUUCAACGGGACUCCUCGUCACCCGCUAGGGCACAAGCGAAUUGGAUCUCCAUGGUCAUCUUUCAGCAUGGCGCCAAGAACUUGCAAGUCGCCCAAUCGAGGCACAACAAGCGUUUGGCACAGGCAGAGGCUGAGCAUCAAGAGACUGACGACGAGAAUGACUUGCAGACACGUCAAGGACCACGCACCUUACGACACAUUGCGCCAGGCCGUGAGGAAGACGAGGACAUACAGGCACGUCAAGGACCGCGGACUACACGGAACAUCGCGUCACGCCAUGACAAAGACGGUGACAGCGAUGCAGAAGCUCCACGACCACGUCGUACGGGCAAACGCGACCGGCCGAUGACAGCGAAAGCUCAGCUUCUCCAGGCUGCAGCGAAUAAUAGGAAACUCCGCGCCUUCACCGCCAGCGAGGUGGAACCAGCGCGGGACCGUAGCAAGCGUGCAAGGCACCUUUCACGACAGUUGUAA